GGAGGAUCUGUUUGACCUGCUGGCCAGGAAAAGGGUGUCUACACUGGGGGUGUACUCCAAGGCUAAAUCUUAGAGUAGGGAUGCAAGAUCCUCUCCCAGCUGAGGUCUUUCUGAUUAAUAUUUUAAUAUAAACCAGUGAAGAUGACACCAAAACACGAAAAACAAGAAUUUGUAACUGUCUUGGUGAGAGACCCCAGGACGCACAAAGGAGACUCAUGGCAUUCUUACGUAGACUAUGAGAUAUUUAUUCAUACAAACAGUAUGUGCUUCACGAGGAAAACAUCCUGCGUCAGACGGCGCUUCCGAGAGUUUGUUUGGCUUCGACAGAGGCUUCAGAGCAAUGCAGUGCUGAUACAGCUACCUGACCUGCCAUCUAAGACUCCCUUUUUCAAUAUGAAUAAUCCUCAUCACGUGGACCAUCGCCGGCAGGGUCUGCAGGAAUUCCUGGAAAAGAUCCUACAAGAUGCACUGUUGCUCUCAGACAGUAGGCUUCACCUCUUCUUACAGACUCAGCUAAGCCCAGAAGAUAUGGAGGCUUGUGUCUCUGGACAGACCAAAUACACUGUUGCUGAUGCGAUUCAUAAGUUUGCCUCUUUGAACAGACGAUUUCCUAAAGAAGAUGAAGAAGGAAAAAAAGGAAAGAACGACACAGACUCUGAUUCAGAGAGUUCAUCCUCCGGGCUCGGACCUAGUGAUGACAGCAUUUCAUGUGGAUGUAAAACAAGCCCAGCUUCUGAAGAGUCAUGAAAAAUAAUUCCUGCAUUGCUAGCUUAAGGACAGUGCAAAGCAGUUUCUUCUCUGGUUAUGUGUACCAUGCAAACACGGGUGAGCCGGUAAGGUGUACCUGAAAGAAGCAUCGUCUAUACAACCAUAUGUCCUUAUAAAAUUUUCAAAACAAACCUCAAUAA
Messenger RNA from Pezoporus flaviventris, 908 nucleotides. It is a transcript of the gene SNX10, whose product is annotated as sorting nexin 10. The transcript has 7 exons. Lineage: Eukaryota; Metazoa; Chordata; Aves; Psittaciformes; Psittacidae. Bases 142 to 747 code for a protein of 201 amino acids. Gene Ontology annotation, molecular function: phosphatidylinositol binding. The record is from RefSeq and is a predicted model, not a curated record. Gene Ontology annotation, biological process: intracellular protein transport.